AUGAGGGCUGCCUGGAUGCUGCUGGCCUGCUGCUGCCUGGUUUUGAGUGCCAUGAAGGACCCUUUCAAAGAUUUUAAUCUCCAGAAGCUUAACUCAAGUGUGAAGCCAGGGUUCCCCAAAACAAUAAAGACCAAUGACCCAGGAGUCCUCAAAGCUGCCAGACACAGCGUUGAAAGGUUUAAUAACUGCACAAAUGAUAUUUUCUUAUUCAAAGAGUCCCACAUCAAAAGAGCCCUUGUCCAGAUAGUGAAAGGCCUGAAAUACAUGCUGGAUGUGGAGAUCGCCAGGACAAUCUGCAAGAAAAACGGGCAGCGCAAUCUGGACACCUGUGACUUUCAGACUAACCACACCUUGGCUCAGACAUUCAGCUGCUACUCUGAGAUCUGGGUCAUUCCCUGGCUUCACAAGUUCACAGUGCCUGUUCUCCUCUGCCACUGACAUUCUUCUCUGUACGACUGAAGCUGCAACCAAAUGGGCCAUCCUCUGUGCUACCUUCAGUCACAGCGUCAAUACUCAGCUACUAGACACUCUGGAGGCAACUGAGGUGGAACCUUUCAUGCGAGCAAAAAGGAAGGGCAAGUGGGUUCAGGAUAGCAUAGCUGUUUCUUUACACUACUCGAGAACAUGAAACUGAGUAUAGAAUUAUUUGAAUCGGGAGCUGGCCCAGGGGAGGUGAGUCCUGACCAUCUGCAGAGGUUGCCCAUGUGCACUGGUCCUAGACAUCCACCCAUUCAUGAGUAGUCAUAGCAUCACAUGGGAACUAAG
Molecule: messenger RNA, 765 nt
Organism: Echinops telfairi (small Madagascar hedgehog)
Lineage: Eukaryota; Metazoa; Chordata; Mammalia; Afrosoricida; Tenrecidae
Gene: CST7
Product: cystatin F
Exons: 4
Coding region: 1-438 (145 amino acids)
Biological process (GO): negative regulation of microglial cell activation; immune response; positive regulation of myelination
Cellular component (GO): lysosome; Golgi apparatus; endoplasmic reticulum
Molecular function (GO): cysteine-type endopeptidase inhibitor activity
Source: RefSeq, a predicted model, not a curated record